Molecule: messenger RNA, 1692 nt
Organism: Acanthamoeba castellanii str. Neff
Lineage: Eukaryota; Discosea; Longamoebia; Acanthamoebidae
Product: type II CAX cation/proton exchanger, putative
Exons: 16
Coding region: 1-1692 (563 amino acids)
Biological process (GO): calcium ion transmembrane transport; intracellular calcium ion homeostasis
Cellular component (GO): membrane; endomembrane system
Molecular function (GO): calcium:proton antiporter activity
Source: RefSeq, a predicted model, not a curated record
AUGAACGCGACCAACCAUCCAGGAGGGCUCACCGGCGGCAAGCCUCCACCCAUCAAGAGGCUCCGAGCUUCCUCUACAAGCCAGACGGACCCAACGCUGCAGGCGUCGCUGGCCCUCCCUCUCACCUCUCCACCACCGGACUCUGCAGAGUCCCUGGUGACCGUGGGCAACGUGCUAUGGGUGCUGCUGUUCGGAUGGGUGUUCUACCUCCUGUACGCCCUGGUGGCCAUCAUCUGCCACGCGACGAUCGUUGGGCGCCCGUACGGGCGUCUGUGCUGGAAGCUCAAGAACUACUUCCUGUGGCCCUUUGGCAAGUACAUCACUGGACGGCGACGAAGAGGGCGUGUCUCGAGCUUGAUACGCUACCCGCCGAUCACCGAAGAUGACGACACACUCCAAGAAGAUGGCAAGCUCCGCGAUGCCGAGAAUGAGGAGCUGGUGACAAAAGCCGGCUCAGAGUCGCACAACGCAAAGCCCUCGGGCUGCCGGCUGCUCUGCUCCCGCCUGGCCUACUGCCUCUGGCUGAUCACCGGCGGGCUGGUGCUCGGCCUGGCCCACGGCGUGGCGUUCGUGGUCUGCUGGUUCUCUGUCGUGGGCAUCCCCAUGGCCAAAGUCAACCAAACGGCGAUGUGGCUGCUGGUGUACCGCCCGCUCGAGAUCGAGAUCUACGGCGGCCGCAGCUAUCCGCUCGAGGAGAUUCUGCUGUGCGCCUACCAGGCCACCAACUACAACUACUACCGCUUCCAGGUGCAAGGGCUCAACGUCGUUCUCGUCAACCUGCUCCCGUUCGUGGCGCUGACACUAGUGCUGGGCUACGCGGUUCCGGAAUCGCUUCGGCCGCCGCCUAUCAUCAUCUUCAUCAGCGCCCUGCUCUCCAUUUCGCCCAUUGCCUACUACAUCGGGAUGGCCGUGGCCAGCAUUGCGGCGCAGACCAACUUCGCGAUCGGAGCCAUGCUGACGGCCAUUUUCGGCGUCUCGAUCGAGAUCAUCCUCUACUCUAUUGCGCUCUACAAAGGUGGCCUGGUACCUCUGGUGCAAGCCGGCGUUGUCGGGUCUCUGCUGGGCGACCUGCUCUUGCUGCCGGGCCUCUCUAUGAUCGCGGGCGGGCUCAAGUACCACGAGCAGCGGUUCAGCUCUCGAGCGGCCGGCGUGUCCUCCGUUCUGCUCAUCGUGUCGAUCAUCGGCGUGUUCGGCCCCACCAUGUAUUGGCAGGUGAACGGAGACACCACGUUCUCGUGCGACGUGUGCGUCCCCAAGGACAACAGUACUAUACCGCUCGCGUGCACCCAAUGUCACACGAGUCCCGUCGACUUCUACAAGGACCCCCUCUUCCAAAACACCGCCCAGCCUCUGAUUUACGCGGUGGCUGCCAUUCUGCCGGUGAGCUACCUUGUCGGGCUGCUCUUCACGCUCAAGACACAUGCGCACAUCUUCAGCAACGCGGCGGCGGGCGAGGGCGAGGGCGGCGACGACGGCCACGACGCGCCGCGCUGGUCCAAGCUGAAGGCCGUCAUCAUCCUCGCGGUCUCGAUCGUGCUCUUCUCCCUCGUGGCUGAGGAGCUGGUCAAGGCCAUCGAGCCCACCCUGGAGGCCCUCAACAUCGGACAGACCUUCGCCGGCGUCACCGUCCUCGCGCUCGUGCCCUCAUCAGCCGAGACUUCCCACGGCUUCGAUUCUCUCAUCCACUUCUAA